Dimorphilus gyrociliatus is the source of this 1125-nucleotide messenger RNA. The record is from the annotation of a GenBank genome assembly. Lineage: Eukaryota; Metazoa; Annelida; Polychaeta; Dinophilidae.
AUUACAUUCAGAUUAGCCUAACGAGUAACUUGUGCAUUUUUGUGUUGGUCUAUAAUGAAAAAAAAAAGCUGGCUUUGAGAAAAUUUCCAGGUGUAUUUGCCAACGUCCUUCGCAAGAUGAGCUUUUUCGGAACAAAAGGUAAUAAAACAUUCAGGUCGAAAAAGAAGAUAUCGAAUGAAGGAUAUCAAUUUGAAAUGAUGAAGCACGCUACGUCGACAUUAGGCUCAGGGAAUUUAAGAGAAGCUGUCAAAUUACCGGAGGGAGAAGACAUAAAUGAAUGGGUUGCUGCUAAUACUCUUGAUUUCUUCAAUCAAAUAAAUAUGCUUUAUGGUACCCUAACGGAAUAUUGUACCGACAAUACUUGUCCAGUAAUGAGAGCGGGAGCGAAAUACGAAUAUCACUGGGCUGAUGGACAAACUGUAAAAAAACCCAUUAAAUGUUCAGCACCGAAAUACAUUGAUUUUUUAAUGACAUGGGUACAAGAACAAUUGGAUGAUGAAGCCCUAUUUCCGUCAAAAAUAGGCGUUCCAUUCCCUAAGAAUUUUCUAGUUAUAGCAAAAACUGUUUUAAAACGGUUAUUUAGGGUUUACGCCCAUAUUUACCAUGAACAUUUUAACCAGGUUAUUGAACUUAAGGAAGAAGCUCAUUUAAAUACGUCUUUUAAACAUUUUAUAUUCUUCAUUCAAGAAUUUAAUUUGGUAGAGAAAAAGGAACUGAUGCCACUUGACGAAUUGAUUAAUACAUUGACAUGGUGAAUGUAAAGGAUAGUACUUUGUGAUACACAUGCGUUUACUGUAUAUGUUUCGUAUGUGAUUUUAUAUAUUUGUUUAUAUAAUAGUACAGGGCAUACAAGGUAUGGAUAGAUGGGUUUUAGAGCUAGUAAGAUUAUCUAAAAUAACUACCUAGUAGUUUAUAGAUAAUCGUUCGAUAUAUGAUUUCAUUUAGAGUUUAUUUUUUUAUGAACUAAUGUGCUAUUUAAGUUGAAAGCAGCCAACUUAUUUUUUGACCAUCAUCAGGUCAGUAAUGAACUCACCAGCUGUCAAUCUGUUUCAAAAUAGUUUGAAAACGGACAUUUUUUUGUAUGUGUCUUUAAUUAUUAUUCAUAAAAAACACUAAUCAUAUAUA